CUCCAUACAGUGUUGAAACAGUGCAAACAGUCUCCAUACAGUGUUGAAAUAAUGUCAAAACAGUAAAAUUUACUCUUAGUAAAUUUAGUUUUUUAAUACUACAUAUUUGUGAAAUUCAUUUAGGGUCUUGUUUGAGGGACUGAGUAUAAACUAGAAGUAGUUUCUUUCAAAAAAGACUAAUAUGUGGAACUUUUUAUGUCGCUUUUUCACUUUCUUCAAAUGCGCACUUUUACAGUUACACCUCAAUCUGGCCUUUCCUCGUCUGAAGCAACACAAGUGAUUAGCCCGCCGUAAGGGUUCCGCCUGAAAUACGAAACGUUUUAAAAUUUGUGAGCUCCCCGCCGCUAGCCGGAGCGACCAUGACUGAUGGGAGUAGCCCACAUGACGUAGAACAUUCCGAUGAUGAGGUCAAUCCCUUCACGAUGCUCCUCCCACAGGAAGGAGAAGAAGAAGAAGAAUCGAAAGAAUCAGUGUCUCUCCAACACCAACGCUACAAUCUCCAAUCGAUCCACUCAACCAUUCUCAUUAGGCAGCUCCCUUCUCAAGGUCUUUCCUUCCAGCUCUGGCCCGCCGCCGCCACUCUCGUAAACCUCCUCGAUGUCCGCCGUCACGUCCACCCCACCCUCUCCGCCUUGUUUGCGCGUCAAGAGGCGGGGAACCGUCUCCGUAUACUCGAGCUCGGUUCCGGCACCGGUGUGACCGGAAUAGCCGCGGCGGCGAUACUCGGCGCCAAAGUCACCGUCACGGACCUACCUCACGUCCUCCCCAACAUCCAAUUCAACGUUGACUUGAACUCGGAAGUUCUGCAAAACCGCAGAGGCGCUGUUGAAGCGGCGGCGCUAUCGUGGGGAGAAAUUGGAGACAUGGAAGCCGUUGGGAGAGAGUAUGAUCUGAUACUCGGAUCUGACGUGGUGUAUCACGAUCAUCUGUAUGAGCCUCUGCUGAAAACGCUGAGAUUCUUCCUGUUAGGGCGUGGGGAAAGUGAAAGGAAGACGGCCUUCGUGAUGGCGCACCUGAGGAGAUGGAAGAAGGAAUCGGGAUUCUUCAAGAAGGCUAAGAAGGUAUUCGAUGUGGAGAUCGUUCAUACGGAUCCUCCAUUGGAUGGAUCUCGGAUUGGCGUUGCUGUUUACAUUUUCGUCCCAAAAAUUGGUCUUAGCUGACAAAACUGCUUCUGAGUCAUUGUUUCAUAGCUUCUGAUUAGCCUUCCUCCAUACUUUUUGUUUCAUUCAUCGACUGAUGCAAUGCAGGACAUUUCUCCAAUUUUUGCUUCAAUAUGAUUCUCAAUCUAGAUCGAACAAACAGGUGGCCGUGAAUUCGGACCACAGAUUGAAGAAAUUCAAUAAAUUUGACUAAAAUUUGC
This is a messenger RNA of Cuscuta europaea, 1360 nucleotides long. Lineage: Eukaryota; Viridiplantae; Streptophyta; Magnoliopsida; Solanales; Convolvulaceae. The record is from the annotation of a GenBank genome assembly.